This is a messenger RNA of Ipomoea nil (Japanese morning glory), 556 nucleotides long. Its product is annotated as transcription elongation factor 1 homolog. The record is from RefSeq and is a predicted model, not a curated record. The transcript has 5 exons. Gene Ontology annotation, molecular function: RNA polymerase II complex binding. The coding region runs from base 104 to 373 and encodes 89 amino acids. Gene Ontology annotation, biological process: transcription elongation by RNA polymerase II. Gene Ontology annotation, cellular component: transcription elongation factor complex. Lineage: Eukaryota; Viridiplantae; Streptophyta; Magnoliopsida; Solanales; Convolvulaceae.
UAUAAAUACUGGGUCACGUCCACAAUUUAGCCGUAGAGGUGCACUUUGUCCCCUGCAGUGGUGAAUUGUCUGUAAUUUGAGUUGGAAGAGUUGAGGUUGAAACAUGGGCAAGCGGAAAUCAAGGGCAAAGCCACCUCCCAAGAAGAGAAAUGAUAAACUCGACACUGUUUUCAACUGUCCCUUCUGCAGUCAUGGAACUAGCGUGGAAUGCCGCAUUGACAUGAAGAACUUGAUUGGUGAAGCUGUGUGCAACAUCUGCCAAGAGAGCUUUAGUAUCACCGUAACAGCUUUAACUCAGCCAAUAGACAUAUAUAGCGAAUGGAUCGACGAAUGUGAGCGUGUGAACAACCCUGAGGCUGAGGGUGAUGAGUGAAGGAAGAAUGUUGUUAGCAAUACUAGUAGUAUGUGACUCGUGUCUGUAGCAAUAGUUGUGGAUGUACAUUAUUAGUAUAGUCAUUGAAUAAAGGGGGGAAAUGACAUUUUGCUCCCUGUGUUGUACUUCUAGUGUAAACUCAGCUAGCUCCUAUAUUCCUCCUAAUGAAAAAGUGUUUGGAAA